Messenger RNA from Lolium rigidum, 957 nucleotides. Its product is annotated as methylesterase 17-like. Gene Ontology annotation, biological process: salicylic acid metabolic process; jasmonic acid metabolic process. The transcript is spliced from 4 exons. NCBI's taxonomy places the organism in Eukaryota, Viridiplantae, Streptophyta, Magnoliopsida, Poales, Poaceae. Gene Ontology annotation, molecular function: methyl jasmonate esterase activity; methyl indole-3-acetate esterase activity; methyl salicylate esterase activity. The record is from RefSeq and is a predicted model, not a curated record. Bases 1 to 783 code for a protein of 260 amino acids.
AUGGCAGCCGGCAGCGAUGCUACCGAGAUCAAGGAGCACUUCGUCCUUGUGCACGGCGCCGGCCACGGUGCCUGGUGCUGGUUCAGGCUUCUCCCCUUGCUCCGGGGCCACGGCCACCGUGUCUCCUGCGUCGACCUUGCCGGGGCAGCAGGCAGCCGCGUCGACCCUGGCACCGUCCGGUCGUUUGACGAGUACACCGCGCCCCUCGUCGACCUACUGGCCGCGCUGCCGGACGGCGAGAAGGUGAUUUUGGUUGGGCACAGCGCGGGAGGGCUAAGCGUGACCCAUGCAAUGCAUCUAUUCAGCGACAGAAUCAAGCAGGCAAUCUUCAUAGCAGCAGCCAUGCUUCCUUUUGGCUUCGAAACAGAAGAAGACAUUAAAGAUGGCAUACCUGAUUUAUCUGAGCUUGGGGACGUGUUUGACCUCUCAUUUGGCCUGGGGCUGGAUCACCCGCCAACGAGUGUGGGACUGCGGGAGGAGUUCCAGCGGAGGAUCCUGUACGAGCAAAGCCCCCAAGAGGACUGUGCGCUUGCCUCCAUCCUGCUUCGUCCAUGGCCGGCUGCUCUGAGCGCAGCCAGGUUUGGGAAUGGCAAGAGGAGCACAAUCGACAAGGUGCGGCGCGUGUACAUAACAACGGCGAAGGAUACCAUGGUGAAGCUGGAGCAGCAGGAGGGAAUGAUCCGCCGUUGGCCGCCGAGUGAGGUGGUGGCCAUGGACACCGACCACAGCCCCUUCUUCUCUGCACCAGAGCAGCUCUUUCAGCUCAUCCUCAAGUCGCUGUGACCAGUUGUAUACACCAUGCAUGCUCGCUGGGCGAUGGCUAGCUGCUCCUGCCCUUGUAUUCGCCGAUCUUCGCUGUGCGAUGUUACAUGACAAUUGAGUUAAGCUCAGAUGUACAACACAUGAAUAUAGCAUGUUGAUACAUAUAAACAUAAUAUAUACUGCAUUUGAUCUUCA